Porites lobata is the source of this 1952-nucleotide messenger RNA. Lineage: Eukaryota; Metazoa; Cnidaria; Anthozoa; Scleractinia; Poritidae. The record is from the annotation of a GenBank genome assembly.
AUGCAGGUCGAGGACGAGAAAAUGAGCACCAAAUUUAUUACGAUUUUUAGCUUCACGAGUGCAUUGACCUUACAUUAUAUCGUCUUACUGAUUUUAUCUGUGGCAGUGUGUAGUUCUGGCUGUUUUCAGGGACCUCCUCUGCCUAACAAACCAUUUAUAACCGUAUGGAACACACCUACAGAUCAAUGUAAACCAAAAUGGAACGUCUCUUUAGAUCUGAGUGCUUUUGACAUCGUGGUGAACGAAGACCAGGAGUGGUGUGGGGAAUACAUCGUUAUAUUCUACAAUACACAACUUGGAUUGUAUCCGUAUUUUGACAGCAAUGGAAAAACUUUCAACGGUGGUUGCGGGCUCAAACCACUCAGGGUCUUUAAAUAACUGAGAAGAAACUGCUGCCCUUGUAAUGAGAUCUGCAAACUGUUAGACUUUCUAGUCUUCUCAGAUUAGGAUGAAAAACCAUAGGUCCAGUUUCACAGCACUUUCACUUAUCUGGUUCUUGUGGGAUGUAAAAGAACCCACACCACUGUUCGAAAAGAGUGAGGGGACAUAGACCGAGGUGGGGUGUCCAACCUUCCUGGACUGGGUGGGUUAUCUGUUAGCAGAGAUCUUAAUAUAGUGAUUCCUCCUUUAGGAGUUGCAAUGGCUACCUGUAAAUAGUGUAACUAUAUGUAUGUACCAACUUUAAGGUACACAAUGGUCUUUUUUCUUUUUAUGUGAUAGCUUGGAAAUCUUACAGCACACUUAUUAAAAGUAGAGCAAGAUGUAGUAAAUAUCACUCCUGAUAAUGAAUUUCAUGGUAUUGGUGUGAUUGACUGGGAAUACUGGAGACCUGUGUUUGACAGAAACUGGGAUAAACUCUCUAUCUAUAGGUCUGUCAGAAUUUUGUUUUGUCUUUAAAUAGUUGAACACUUUGAUUGUUGAGCCUCUAUAUAGGGUAUUUCCGAAGAAAUCGAAGUCUUGACAAUUGCUGUUGAUGGAGCAAAGAUCUUAGGGAUUAAAGCACCGAUCACAUUGCUAUUCGAAUCAAGACUGGUAAAAAAUCUGCCCAAAAAUUGUGCUGCAUGAUCAGAGUUUUUGCUUCGCUUAUUAAAGCUGUUGCAUUCUUGAUUUUCUCUUUUCCAUUGUCGUUGUGGUUGCACUAAGCUCACCUGUAGCAUUACUACACAAAAUUUGUUCUUCAUAUUAUUGAAUAUUUCACCUGAAAAACUGUUAAUUUGAUGGAAAGCACGUGACAAAAUUGGCAUCCGCAGGUACCCAUGUAGGGGCUCAUUAAGGGUAUUCUACCUGUCUAAUAUUAAUCUAAGAUAGACUUGGUUGCGUUUCUCUUCAGUGAAGAAUUUCAAUAAUUGCAAUUUGUCCAAUUCACUUUUGCCAGUUUAUUUUCACAAAAUCAGAGAAGGUCAAGAUUAAUUUGAAUUUUUGGUGUUGGUGAGAUCUUGUUACUGCAGUUGUAGACUGAAGAACACCUAAUUCCAGCUCCUUGCCUGAGACCAACUUACAAACCUUAAGUGAAUAAUUUAUAGAACUUUAUGAAUGAUUGAUUGAUUGAAUGAAUGAUUGAUUGAUCUAUCUAAAAUCAGAAUCAGUCGAUCAAAAUCAAACUCAUUCAUUCCCAUCAAUCAAUUGAUUCGAUAGAAUGAUGUAAUGAAUGAAUGAAAAGAGAGAAAAUUAAUGAUCAAAUUUGUCCUUGUUAAUUCUGAAGUUAAGUAUAAGCAGGCACUUAAGGAACUUAAGUGAUGCAAAAUGACAAAAUUGCUUAUUUUUCAAUUUGUAGGAACAAGUCUAUGGAACUGGUCAAACAGAAACACCCUUUGUGGCCAGAUAGUUUAGUUGAAGGGAUAGCUAGAGUAGAGUUUGAAACAGCAGCCCGAGAAUUCAUGGAAGAAACUUUGCUGCUUGUUCAGAAACUUCGCCCAAAGUCCUUGUGGGGAUUUUAUGGAUUUCCAAAUUGU